AUGAUCUCUGCUGUACUUUUUAUUACUCUGACGACGACAGAAAUGGUCUCGCGUGACUCCCGUUAUGUACACCGGCGCUGGUGUUUGGAGGACGCCACGCUGACGGUGCAGCACCCGAAGUUGGAGCUCCUCGUCGACUUUGACGAUCCAUCGAACUUCACAUUACCGGCGAAUGCCCCAAACACGUUGGGUGUACGCCGAGCGGCGGCUGCUGGGGGAUUUGCGGUUGGCGGCGGAGUGACGGCCGGUGGGCUUGGAUUUGGACCGGAGGAUGAUCUUCUUGCGGAUUGGCGGGAAAUUGGGGUGCCACCGCUGACAGAUGAAUAA
Molecule: messenger RNA, 327 nt
Organism: Trypanosoma theileri
Lineage: Eukaryota; Euglenozoa; Kinetoplastea; Trypanosomatida; Trypanosomatidae
Exons: 1
Coding region: 1-327 (108 amino acids)
Source: RefSeq, a predicted model, not a curated record